AUGUCUUCGACCAAGCUCGUAACGGUCUUCGGUGCAACUGGUAACCAAGGCGGUGCCGUUGCGCGCUCCCUUUUGAAGAACAAGAAUUUCUCUGUCCGAGGCAUCACCCGCAACCCCGGGUCCAAUGCCGCAAAGGCCCUUGCUUCACUGGGUGCGGAAAUGGUGAAGGCAGAUGGCUUCAAUAAAGAUGAGAUGAAAGCUGCGUUUGAGGGGAACUGGGGAGCUUUCGUCAAUACGCAAUCCGAGGACCCGAGCGUCACUCAACCCGACGGCCCCAACGAGUUCGAUCUCGGCAAGAGCAUCAUCGACGCAGCCGCCGAGGCCGGCGUCAAGAAUCUGGUCCACAGCUCCGGAGCCGACACCGAGACCCUAACAAAGGGCGAGGUCUCUUGCCGCAUGAUGAUGAACAAGCACAAGACCUUUGAACACGCCAAAUCCCGCCCAGAGUUCACCAACGUUAUCGCUGUCGAUUGUGGCUGGUACCUCGAGGUCUUCCUGUCCGAAGAAUACGCUGGAGUCCUUGGCGGAUUCCCACUAUUCCCAGACGAAGAAGGCUACCUCACUAUGUCGAUCCCACGUUGGGGCAACGACCCUGAACGCAUCGGCCUCACCGCCGUAGCCCAGGACUACGGUGAUAUUGUUCACGGUGUUCUCCUUGAUCCUGCGAAAUACAACGGUAAGCUUGUUCAGGCAAACAGUGACAUCAAGUCCUCCGAGGAGAUUGCGGCGACAUUUGAGAAAGUGACGGGGAAGAAGGCGAGGGUUAAGUAUCUGCAGAGUGCGGAGGAGAUGCAAACGUAUGGGCAGAUGGUGCUGGAGGAUGUUAGGGAGAUGUUUAGGUUCUUGCAAAGGGCGGAGGGGAGGUACUAUAACGGGGAAGAGACUGAAGGGGAGACAGCAAAGGCAUUGAAGGCUGCUGCCGCUAAGGCCAUGGCUGGGAGUGAGGGGUCUGCCUUGAUGAGCUUGGGGGACUUCUUUCAGAAGCAUUUUGGUGGGAAAUAG
This is a messenger RNA of Endocarpon pusillum Z07020, 1002 nucleotides long. RefSeq lists its product as uncharacterized. The transcript is spliced from 4 exons. The coding region runs from base 1 to 1002 and encodes 333 amino acids. Lineage: Eukaryota; Fungi; Ascomycota; Eurotiomycetes; Verrucariales; Verrucariaceae. The record is from RefSeq and is a predicted model, not a curated record.